CUGCGCAUGCGUUCUGCCGCUUCGAGAGAACAGUUUCGGCCUGUUCCGCGACCGCUCGGUCAUUUUCGCCUCUUUGUUUUACUGAUAGUGGAUUUAACUCGGAUUCAACCUAACAUCCAACGGACCGUGCUGCUCCCAAACAGGCUUUGAUAAGAGGCUCUUCAUGAUGAGCAGCUAACACUGACUGCCGCACAACCACAGGAAGAGACGUGGCUGCUGCACCACCCACAGUUGACGCAUGGCGGUAUUAGGGAACCCCGACAUGCUGACGAGGAAGAUAAAGCUGUGUCACAUCAACGCCCACAUCACAUGUCGUCUGUGUGAGGGCUACCUGAUUGACGCCACCACCGUCACAGAGUGCUUACACACCUUCUGCAGAAGCUGCCUUGUGAAGUAUCUGGAGGAAAACAACACGUGCCCCACGUGUAGGAUUGUUAUUCAUCAGAGCCAUCCACUGCAGUAUAUCGGCCAUGACAGAACAAUGCAAGACAUUGUCUAUAAGUUGGUACCGGGACUACAAGAGGCGGAGAUAAAGAAACAAAGGGAAUUCUAUCAGAAGUUGGGGAUGGAGGUGCCCGGAGACAUUAAAGGAGAACUUUGCAACAUGAAGACUCAUCUAGAUCAACGCAACGGUGAUGCCAAAUCAGAAGACACGGCCAAUAAGGAGGCAGGAGAGGAGAAACCAGAGGAGGACAACGACUAUCACCGUAGUGACGAGCAGGUCAGCAUCUGCUUGGAGUGCAACAGCAGCAAGCUUCGCGGUCUGAAGCGCAAGUGGAUCCGCUGUUCAGCACAAGCCACGGUCCUCCACCUCAAGAAGUUCAUUGCCAAAAAGCUUAACCUGACAUCAUUUAAUGAGCUGGACAUUUUAUGCAACGAGGAAAUCUUGGGGAAGGACCACACUUUGAAAUUUGUUGUUGUUACAAGAUGGAGAUUUAAGAAAUCCCCCCUCCUGCUCCAUUACAGACCCAAGAUGGAUCUGCUGUAGCUACAAUGGACACAGUGGUUGUUUUUUAUUUUUCUUUCUGGCCCAGUGGCCGCGGACUGUGCCGAAACCUUUUUAAUUUAUGCAAAGACGAUCAACCAACACCAAGCAAACGCCCGACGGUAAAAGUCAACACAAGCCAGCAAACGUCCAUCUAACGGGGAGGGAAAGUGGGACAAACUGACACAAACUGGCCGCCUCUCCAGCACAGACACUGCAACACUGGCGUGUGUUUUUAGAAACUAAAACAACCAUUUUUUUCCCUGGUCUGCUACAUCCUACAUAUGUGAACGAAAAAAAAAAAAAUAUGGAGAAAAAGCAUAUAUUUAUACUUUUGUACAGAAGAGACACACGGAACCAAGACACUACUGGUGCUCUGUUUACACGCAAACAAGAUGUCGGGAAUCGUGUGACCGUCUUUUCCAGCUCCAUGCAGACUUCAUCCUCCUGAGAUGAUGACUGAGCGGAGGACAGGAUUAUUUUUUUUUAAUAUAAAAAGGUGUUUUGUUCUUUUCACACCGCACUCGACACGUCUUGGGAGCACAGAAAGUAUAUGGAAAAAUUUAUAUAACAGGCAUCAAAUUUAAGCUGUUUAUCAAGUCUCUGAUUUCUCUUCCUUUUUUUUUUUUUUUGGUUCAAAUUUCAUUCUGUUGGCUUUGUCUAAUUUGCUAUUGGGUUCUCAAUUGUCAAUUGUGAAUAGGUUAAUUUUUUGUGUAGUUAUUUAUGUUCUAUAUACCAAUAUUGUACAUAAAAUGUCAUUACAGAGAGAGAAAGAGAUUGAAGAGAGACUUUAGACUGUUAAAAGAGAGUGGAUCCCAGAAGUGCUAUCUAUAUGUUGGGCAAUAAAUGUCCAGAGGUGAUAAAUUAGGAUUUUUAAAGACAGACUCACUAUCAGUAUCAAAUUAUAUAAAUGCAUUUUUAUGUUGUCUGAGAAAGACACAAAACAGCUAUAUCAAAUCCUCUGCCAUUUAUGUGUAUGUGGGGUCUAAAUGUGUUCCUUUGCCCCGAUAGAUGAACUUUUAGGGGGCCGAUGAGGAGAAAGCUUCACCCCAACCUCAUCCUUCCCAUCUCACCUUCCUUCAGUAGAACACAUUUAUUGUUAAUUUUAGUUAUAUUAACACAUUUUAACAUUACACAAAACACUCAUGUCCGUAGAUGCCCGGAAGAUGUUUCAUUUUUUAAACAUUGUUUUCGGUACCCACCGUGCAGUCUUUUAAUAUCCGUCCCUGUGUUUCUGCAGUCUUUCAGUGGCAGCAGCACCAGGCAGGUGUAUGCCCAUACCACCCACAUGUUUACAGCUUUUGGUUUGAGCUGCUAGCUGUAGAUAUUUUUUGGCACCCUCCAUCCUUCCAGACAUUUCCUUCAGCUCCAUUUUUACUGCAGAGCUACCGAAGCUGCAAGGUAGAAAUGUAGAGAUACAGACAACUCCCUCAUCUUAACAGCCUCAGAGACGGUCUUAUCCUAGUUUCUUUUUUAUGGUGAACAUGGAAGGGAAGUGACAUUUAUUAUAAACUUCAAGCUCGUCUCUUCAGAUGGAUUCAAACGUCACAGAUGUGCCAGUUCUGCAAACAUGAGUGCAGGUUAGCGAUAUCGCUAUUUUCCAUUUCUGGGUUAUACUUUGGUUAGUUCUCACUGCCAGCUGGAGAGCAAAGGUGCAAAGUCUUUAAACGCAUCAAUACGACAGCAUUUCUGAAAGAUAAGCGAAUAUUUUUAGGCUUGUAAUCACACACAAAACAAAAGAAAAUCAGUAUAAAACUUGGAUUUUCCUUUUUUUUUUCCUUCCUUUUUUGCAGAGUAGCCAGUGUUCAAUAUUGUUGACUUAACAAGACGAUUUUGAGUCUUUUUGAAAGAAAUAUCGUGCAAAUUCAGGUUUCUCAGCGAGGAGGCUGAGGUUUUUUUUUUUUGAACAUUUUGAUAAUGAAAUGACUGCUGUUUGGUCAUUUGGUGCUUAUAGAUGUGUGUUUCUGACCUUGAGGAGGAUUGUUCCUCAUGCGGGAGCAUGCCGUUCUCAACUUUGUGACGCAGAAAACUGAUGUUAUGUCAAAAGCAAAAUGUCUUAACCCUAAAAAUCCUGAACCGAACUGUCUUUGACCACAACUGGAUCCCUGAGCAGCGUGUCAGACCUCAAGUAGUCUUACCUCACUGACUUCUCUUAUCAGUAAUUAAAAACGGCAGUUCAGCUUUUGCGUUGUAUCGCCCCACAACAAGCCGUCUGUCUGUACGCUCAUGUGCGGGGUUCCUAUGCAUCUUCAGAUCUCACAAGUCUGGCGGAGUGAUUUGAAAUUGGCCGACAAAGCAAUGUGUAGGGACUCGUUAGGACCUAUGACGUGUGUAUUAAAUGCAUUAUAGCCUACAGGUCUGUACAAAACCAGCUCUACCAAAACUCCUUCUGCAUGCUUCAUUCAUGUGCUGACCUUUAUGUUUCAAGGACCUUAAUUCAGCUACCUUUUGUAGGGUGCUCAUUGUUUAUGGUUUUUAUGUAAAUUAGUAUUUUAUUUUAUUAUUAUUAUUUUAAAAAGGUGAAAUUUGAAUUGGCCUGUCCAGAAAUACCUCUCCGGGUAUUACUUCUCCUCCUCUUUGUUCUUCUUAAUAUUUUUUACUUGGUCGGACUCUUGCUACAAUAAAUUUUCAUGCAUAGAAAGUGAUUAAAAACCAAAAACAAUGAGCCUGGCCAUGUUCUCAGCUCGUGGAAGAGUGUUGUGUAUGUACUAAUCCCUGCAAACGUAAUGUAAUAUCUGUGUGAUAUUAUGUCUUUGUAAGUGCAGACUUGGUGUUUUAAAGGCUUAUACUGAUUAUUUCGUAGUACUCGGACGAGUGUCGAGUACGCUUCCCGGAGCUAUCACUGACACUGAGAUCUGUGUUUUAAGUCCUCUGGUUUGCAGUCCUAGAUCGUAAUCGUGUUUUCUGCCGUUCGGCUGUCACAACUCGUUUGGAGUUCUCGUCGUGUUUGGUUGUCACUGAUUAAAUCUCUUUACUGUAAUUCAGCGAUUGAGCUGUAAAACACUUGACAAGGUGCUACUGUACUCACGACUACAAACGGAAAAGAUAUAAUGCAGGACACUGCUCCGGAAACGCCCUUGUGUUUCACAUCCGCCUUCAAACGUUCACUUUUUCCCUGCUUUGAUCGUUAGUGCUCUCAUCCUGGUCAUCGUUCGGCACGAUCAAGUCUUUCCAAAUGUUUCACUCUGAAUCCUCUCUAAAGCCUUGAGUAGUUUACCUUCUGGAUCUGUUGCAUUUGUGUGUCGAUGAAAACUAAAACUAAAAUUUAAUGAGCCCAAAUAGAACAACUCCAAGGCGUUUUGUGUCACACAAAGAGCAAAAUUGGUGCGCAGCUUUUAAGUCAAAAUUAGAAUUGUUUACCCUCUCGUGCUUGUUUUCUCCUAAAAGCCCUGUGACCUGAUGGAAAGGUGGAAAGGGCGAGGUCUUCGCCGCAGUGACGGUCAGGCUGCGUCUCUGCUGCUGGUGCUCUCUAUGGUGCUAACAACUACUCGCUUCAAACUUCAGAGACAAAAAGGAUCUGUGUCGAAGCUCUCGCUCUCCUGCCGCCGUACGUGCUCCAGUCCUUGGGCGUCUGAUAAAGAAGACGCUCGAUCCCCUCCCUACUUUCAGAUUGGGUUUCCCUACUUGUCUAGGCUCGCUUUGGAAAGGAAACAGAGGGAAUUUUAAAUAAGUCAUAGACUGUGACGGGGCUGAUGCUGUGACAAAUAAAAGUGGUGAGAAAUUGGGUGCACCUGCUGCAAUUUCGUGCCUCAAAGAGAAACUCGCACUUAUUACAGGCUUCACUGGUGAGAUGUUUGCGCCUCCGAGUUCGAUUGAGUCUCACUCCAAUUUCUAACAGAUAAUUGGCUCUGAAAGACUAGAACAUCCAUGAAUUUAAAAUCGUGUACAGCUGGUUGUGUUUUCGUCUACACGUUUCUCUCAGGAGGUUCGACCUUCUCGCCACCCGUGUGUAGAUGAUGCUGGCCGCAUCUUGCGCCAGAACAGAUCAGUGUUCGCCUUUUUAUUAGGACUAACAUCGAGACAUCAGUGCUGCUAUGCUGACAGGCAGGAUGAGAGGCUUCCAGGAGGCCUGCAGAUGGUGUUGCUAUCUGCUCUGAAAUGUCUCUGGCUCAUCUCUGCUUUGACCCUGAUCUCCUGUCAGCCUGUUUGUUAGCUCCUGCUGGGAUCUCGGUGAAGCCCGGCCAAAGUUUAGCCGCUUCACGUGGACCGUCGAGCCUGAGCAGAGCGAGUUUGCUCCACCGCCAUGACGGCAAGACGAGUAAACAGUUUAUUCAGGCCACUUUGAACAGUUUUCUGAGCUCGGAAACUUCCCUCCUCAGCGGCAGCCGCAUUCAUUUCAGCUUUCAUUUCAGCUUUCAUUUCAGGCUUGUUGGCAGCAGAAUUGUUUCUGGCAACUUCAAAUGGCUCUCCUGUGUUUACUCUGCUGUAAUAAGCGUCCACUCUGGGAGUCUGGUAGCUUUCUUUGUUACCCAGCUCUCUUUCUCCCUUGUUUGAGUUCUCUGCAAGGCGCAGCAAUCUCACAGGCUGGCUUUGUGUGCAGCAGAGACUGAGACCUCACUCGUAUGAACCACAUGAGCCACGUGAACUGAAACGGUCGAAAAAAUAUAGAUUCGUUUGGCUGGGGUGUCUCUUCAGAGCAUUUGAGCCGGCAGCCCUCGAGCACACAGGUGGUUCAGCUUGAAGAGCAAAUGUCUGCUUAAAUUAUGGAUUGUUUUGCCACUUCGGGUGAUUUUUCACUGCCGAUCAGGGCAACAAAGUCUCAUUUGCAAAGGCGCAGCAGUUGCGAACGACUCCAAACUAUUGGCUUUAGCAAUUCAGAACGAAUCAGUCGUCAUCUACUAAAUCUCACAAUGACAUUCCCCUGAUGUUGUCGCCUGAUCUGUCCAGUUUUGUAUAAAUAUUUAUUUAUGCUGAAAAAGUGACCUCUGCAGUAGCUUUUAAGUGUUUGACAUUUAUGCUCUUGCUCAUAAUUUUGCAGUUUUUUUUCCCCUUUUCUUUGUGAAACUGAGCAGACUCGUACAGGAAAAAUGGCUUAAAUUAUGACUCAUUCCCCCUCUUUCGUAUUAAAUAAAGUGUCGUCUUCGCAGUGUGUGACAAAACACAUGGGUCAUAUUCAUUAGGUCAAGUUUAUUUAAAAAAAAAAAAAAAAAAAAAGGUAUGAAUGUGGCAAUGUGGUUAUUGUACUGGCAAGGAAAAGGUGCAAUAUACAGUUCCCAGAUGGUUCCAGCCUUUUUUUUUUUUUUUUUUUUUUAAAUUUUGAAAUGAUUUUUCUUUUUCCAGUCAGGUCCUCAGGUCACUAAAUGCCUUCUGGUCCUGAGGGUGACCAGGGAAUCUCAGAACAUACACUAAUGCACCCAAAAUUCAAACGACUGGAUUUUACUUUAGUCUCUUCUUGUCACAAAUACCCCAGACUGUUUUUUUUUCUUUGUGGGUUUUGGUUUGCUUUCAGAUCAACACAGAUUCUUAUUCUGGUGUCCUUUUCCUUGCCUCCUUUUGUAUUAUUGUUAUUUAUUGCACAUGUAAUGAGUUGAUCUCCACUGUCAUUUAAUUCAAGGAGUUUUGGGGCUGGAAUUUCUUUCAUACAAAACUACAGAAGCUUUUGUCAAAACCUAAGUGUGUAUUUCAUCAAUAAAUGCCUUUAAAAGUG
Haplochromis burtoni (Burton's mouthbrooder) is the source of this 6632-nucleotide messenger RNA. Its product is annotated as polycomb group RING finger protein 3. Bases 239 to 988 code for a protein of 249 amino acids. Lineage: Eukaryota; Metazoa; Chordata; Actinopteri; Cichliformes; Cichlidae. Gene Ontology annotation, cellular component: PRC1 complex. The transcript has 10 exons. Gene Ontology annotation, biological process: regulation of transcription by RNA polymerase II. The record is from RefSeq and is a predicted model, not a curated record.